AUGCGUUUUAGAUGUCUUCUGAAAGAUAGAACACUACACUACCAUCCAGAAAAAGCGGCCAAAAUUAUAAAUGCAUGUGUAAUACUACACAACAUUUGCAUAACAAACCGUCUUCCAAUUAUAAAUAAUGAUGAGAUAAAUUUAGAACAUAUAGACUUUGGUAUGAUACCCAAUCAAGGAUUACCGGACAAUGAGUUAGCGAAUCGGAUAGAUCCAGAACUAACAGCAGGGAGGCGUUUUCAAAGAGCAAUUAUUCAAAAUUAUUUUACUUAA
Molecule: messenger RNA, 273 nt
Organism: Macrosiphum euphorbiae (potato aphid)
Lineage: Eukaryota; Metazoa; Arthropoda; Insecta; Hemiptera; Aphididae
Source: the annotation of a GenBank genome assembly